AUGGCUGAUAACCUUAAUUGCAGCAGCGGUAACGUCUCCAGUGCGCACGAGGCGUUUAGUUUAUCCGAUGGACACUUUGCGCUCGUGAAAGCUGCAGUUCUUGGGUCCAUUUUCGUGCUGGCAACAAUUAGCAACUUAUUCCUCCUCCAUGCCCUCUGGAAAAGACGCAAAAGACACACCCGAACGCAGCUGUUUCUUCUGCACCUGUGCCUGGCUGACCUGGUUGUCGCUUUCUUCCAAGUCCUGCCGCAGUUAUCCAUGGAGAUUACGCACCGGUUCAAAGGCUCCGAUCUGGUGUGCAGAUCAGUUAAAUAUCUUCAAGUGGUCGGGAUGUUUGCGUCCACGUAUAUGAUCGUGGCCAUGACCAUAGAUCGCUAUCACGCGGUCUGCAAACCCAUGGUGUCGUUCUUCAGGGGGUCUUUCCGCAGGUAUGUUGCCAUAAGCGCCGCCUGGCUCAUCUCACUGGCGUUCAGCGCUCCGCAGAUGUUCAUCUUCUCUCUCCAAGAAGUUGAGAAAGACGUUUUCGACUGCUGGGCGACAUUUCUUGAGCCCUGGGGCAGCAAAAUAUACAUAACGUGGAUCACUUUAUCCGUGUUUGUCCUUCCAGCCGUAAUCUUGAUGUAUUGUCAGAUAAAGAUAAGCGCAGGGAUCUAUUUCAACAUGAAGAGGAAAGCCUUGCAGGGCAGCACAGGUGAUGGGCGCUCCAGCACUAAAGGGAUAUCAAGCGCAAUGCUGAAGACUGUCAAAAUGACUUUUAUUAUCAUCCUGGUGUACACCCUCUGCUGGAGCCCAUUCUUCGUGGUCCAGCUCUGGUCAGCUUGGAGUCCAAGCAGUGCACCCACACAAGGGCCAGUGUUUGUCACUAUCAUGCUCCUCGCCAGUCUUAACAGCUGCACAAACCCAUGGAUCUACCUGUACUACAGCUAGAACCGCACAGACAACAAGGUCCUGCUGCUGAAGACUGCAUGAAUAUGGCCCCAUUUUUUAAU
Pimephales promelas (fathead minnow) is the source of this 989-nucleotide messenger RNA. It is a transcript of the gene avpr2l, whose product is annotated as arginine vasopressin receptor 2, like. The record is from RefSeq and is a predicted model, not a curated record. Gene Ontology annotation, molecular function: vasopressin receptor activity; peptide binding. NCBI's taxonomy places the organism in Eukaryota, Metazoa, Chordata, Actinopteri, Cypriniformes, Leuciscidae. Gene Ontology annotation, cellular component: plasma membrane. Gene Ontology annotation, biological process: regulation of systemic arterial blood pressure by vasopressin; G protein-coupled receptor signaling pathway; positive regulation of vasoconstriction.